Messenger RNA from Lathyrus sativus (Indian pea), 2187 nucleotides. The record is from the annotation of a GenBank genome assembly. NCBI's taxonomy places the organism in Eukaryota, Viridiplantae, Streptophyta, Magnoliopsida, Fabales, Fabaceae.
AUGGCUCCAAAGAGUAUAACGGAGUUGGGAGUCGACGACUUUGUUGACGCUGGCUUAUCACCAGUUGAAGCCAACCAAUUGAAGAAACUUCUCCUCUCACUCUCACUCUCCUCCUCCGACGACCCCGCCCACACAUGGCGCCGCAUCGUCAGCCGUAGAAUCCUCAAACCAUCUUAUCCUCAUCCUUUGCAUCAGCUUCUCUACUAUACCACCUAUUCUCAUUAUCACUCUUCUUCUCCUCCUCUUUAUUGGUUCCCUUCUAUAGAGCAAGCAAAACGCACCAAUCUAGGUCGUUUCAUGGAAGCUCAUGGUUCAGAGCUUUUAGGAGCAUCCUCUUACAAGGAUCCUAUUACUAGUUUUCCUCUUUUUCAUAACUUCUCUGUUCAACACACUGAGGAAUACUGGUCUCUUGUUCUCAAGGAACUUUCUAUUUCCUUUGUUCAACCUCCAAAUUGCAUUUUAGAUACAUCUUCCGACCCAUUGAAACAUGGAGGAACCUGGCUACCUGGUUCUGUCCUUAAUAUUGCUGAUUGUUGUCUGCAACCUAGCUCGCAUCCUAACAAACAAGACGACAGUGUAGCCAUUGUUUGGAGGGUUGAAGGUUUUGAUGAUGACUCCGAGGUUAAUCGUAUCACUCUCAAACAACUUCGACAACAAGUCAUGUUGGUGGCGAAUGCAAUAGAUGCCAAUUUCUUGAAGGGUGAUGCAAUUGCAAUUGAUAUGCAAAUGACAGUUAAUGCUGUGAUUAUAUAUCUAGCUAUUGUUUUAGCAGGAUGUGCUGUGGUAUCAAUAGCUGAUAGCUUUGCACCAAAAGAAAUUGCAACUCGCCUCCGUGUUUCCAAUGCAAAGGGUAUUUUCACACAGGAUUUCAUAUCAGGAGGUGGCAGAAACAUCCCCCUGUACAGUCGAGUCAUUGAGGCAGCUGAAUGUAACGUUAUCGUGCUACCUGUGAUAGGUGAUGAUGUAGCAGUACAAUUAAGGGAACAAGACUUAUCGUGGAAAGAUUUUCUCUCUUCUGGAAGUCAAAACUCCAGAUCAGAUGAUUACUCUCCAGUCUAUCAGUCUAUUGAUACUGUUACUAAUAUACUAUUCUCAUCUGGAACCACAGGAGAUCCAAAAGCUAUUCCUUGGACUCAACUUGCCCCAAUACGAAGUGCUGCUGAUGGAUGGGCUGCUAUUGAUGUACAAGCUGGAGAUGUCUAUUCCUGGCCUACAAAUUUAGGAUGGGUGAUAGGACCUACUGUAUUAUAUCAUUGCUUUCUAACUGGUGCUACUCUUGCUUUGUACCAUGGAUCUCCUCAAGGCCGUGGUUUUGGGAAAUUUGUUCAGGAUGCAGGUGUUACCAUUUUGGGUACCGUUCCAAGCUUAGUGAAAUCUUGGAAGAGUACUCGAUGUAUGGAGGGCUUGGAUUGGACAAAGAUAAAGUUAUUUUGUUCCACUGGAGAAACAUCAAACGUUGAUGAUGAUCUAUGGCUUUCUUCAAAAUCUUAUUACAGUCCAAUUAUUGAACUAUGUGGAGGAACGGAGCUUGCGUCCAGCUACAUUGCGGGAAGCCCCCUGCAGCCUCAAGCUUUUGGAGCAUUCAGUACAGCAUCAAUGACAACCAGCUUUGUCAUUCUUGACGAAAAUGGAGUUCCUUAUCCAGAAAAUGUUCCUUGCGUUGGUGAAGUGGGUUUGUUCCCUCUCUCUCUUGGAGCGUCUGAUAGAUUGCUGAACGCCGACCAUGAUGAGGUUUACUUUAAGGGAAUGCCUGUGUAUAAAGGAAAGGUUCUUAGGAGACAUGGAGAUAUAAUCAAGAGAAUGGUCGGCGGCUAUAUCAUUGUACAAGGCAGGGCUGAUGACACCAUGAAUCUGGGUGGAAUAAAGACAAGUUCAGUUGAAAUUGAGCGUGUCUGUGACAGGGCUGACGAGUGCAUUUUGGAGACAGCUGCAGUCGGUGUUGCAACUGCAAAUAGGGGGCCAGAACAACUGGUUAUAUUUGUUGUUCUUAAGGAAGGAUACAAUUCAAAUGCAGAAACUCUAAAAAUGAAAUUUUCUAAAGCUAUUCAAAUCAACCUCAAUCCUUUGUUUAAGGUAAGCGUUGUUAAAAUAGUUCCCGAGUUUCCUCGAACAUCUUCCAACAAAAUCCUGAGGAGAGUAAUGAGAGAUCAAAUGAAGCACGAACUAUCAGUUCAGAGCCGACUUUAG